Molecule: messenger RNA, 3275 nt
Organism: Carassius auratus (goldfish)
Lineage: Eukaryota; Metazoa; Chordata; Actinopteri; Cypriniformes; Cyprinidae
Product: PHD finger protein 1-like
Exons: 15
Coding region: 602-2107 (501 amino acids)
Biological process (GO): negative regulation of gene expression, epigenetic
Cellular component (GO): nucleus
Molecular function (GO): chromatin binding; DNA binding
Source: RefSeq, a predicted model, not a curated record
CUUUUUGCCGGCACCCAAGGGCAUUUCCAAACUUUCUCCAAAAAGUCCGCGGCGCAGCUCUGCUGGACUAAUUACAGCCCAAACUUUCCCUAAUGAGCGCGAGCGUGAGUGCGCGGCACCGGCCGAGCGCCUGUGGGGUCGAGCGCAGGUGGUCGUGGCGGCAUUCAAUCCAGUGGGAUGUCAGUCAGUCGUACAGAUGUGAAGGUGUUCUCAGGAUCUCCCCCCCUCUCCAUCUCCCUGUGUUUUAUGUCUGCGUCACAACAAGUCGAAGGAGAGCGAGGCAGAGAUGAUGAUGGCGUCUCUCUCGGGCUGAUUCUUAUGCCGCUUUCCCGACUAACACGCCUGAUAGCAACAACCGAGAGACAGAGGGAGGUUGAGAACAUGAAGCAGAAGACAGACAGUAAGAGAGACGGACGGACAGACGGUUGCGCACUGACGGCUUGAGUGACGCGCGUUUGAUCCGCCGCGACUCUCCAAACGCGCCGAUUAUUCGGGACAGUGAUUGAGACGCAGAACAACACCGGGCGUCAGGCAUUUCAUGUGAGACUGACAUCUCAUCCCCGUCUCUGUGACCCCAGCAGAGCAGAACACUUAACACAGGAUGGGGGGAGUUAGUGAAGGAGAGGAUGUUUUAGCCAGGUGGAGCGAUGGACUUCUGUACCUUGGCAAUGUCAAACGAGUGGACAGCGUCAAGCAGUGCUGUUUGGUUAGAUUUGAGGAUAACUCUGAAUUCUGGGUCCUCAGGAAAGACAUCCACUCUUUCUCUUCAGGUGGAGAGGAGGUGUGCUGUAUCUGUGAUGCUCCGCCUCUUAAAGAACCUCUCGUAAACUGCCUCAAAUGUCGCCAUGGUUAUCAUCCAGAGUGCCACACGCCGCCCAUUGAACCUGAAGUAGACCCAAACAGCUGGAUAUGCCGCCAAUGUGUCUUCGCAGUCGCAACAAAGAGAGGGGGAGCGUUAAAAAGAGGACGCUUCGCACGGCUCAUGCAGAUCAUGAAAGUGCGGCUGCCCUAUCAGCUGUUAUCUUUAGACUGGGACCCGCAGCACUUGACCAAUCAGCAGCAGUGUUACUGCUAUUGUGCUGGACCAGGAGAGUGGAAUCUGAAGAUGUUGCAGUGUGGGAGUUGUGGGCAGUGGUUUCAUGAAGCUUGCACUCAGUGCCUGACCAAACCUCUUCUCUAUGGAGACCGUUUUUAUCAGUUCCAGUGCUCAGUGUGCACAAAUGGUCCAGAGACCGUCCAGAGGCUUCCGAUGACCUGGGUAGAUUUGGCCCAUUUGGUGCUGUAUCACCUCUCCCUGUGCUGCAAGAGGAAGUAUUUUGAUUUUGAUCAUGAAAUCAUGUCUUUUGCAAAUGAAAAUUGGGAAUCGUUGCUUCUUGGCACGCUGUCAGACACACCGAGGCAAGACCGUUGCCAAAACCUGCUCAAUGCUUUAAAUUCCCACAAAGACAGGUUUGUUUCGGGGAAGGAAAUCAAGAAGAAGAAGUGUCUCUUUGGUCUUCAAGUUCGGGCUCCUCCCCCUCUGUCAUCAGACCAAUCACCUUUUAUCGCCGAACAGCCAAUCAACAUCACCCACAGGAGAAGUCCCACAUCACUGCCGUACCAGCGGAGAGCGGUGGGUCUGGAGGCCCGUAAAUCAAAGCGCCGCGUCACUGAGACACAGACGUGUCCACAAGGAGUUGCAACAAAUGCCAUUGACCUGGUGCCAUGUUGCCACGGUUACGUCGAUGGAACAAGCCUGUAUGACCCUAGAAAACAAGAGCAAGAGAUAAAUUUGGGUUCACCUCCCAAGAGAAUGUAUGCGCUCUAUCACCCUUCAUACAGCGGAUCUCAGGAGCUGUCUAGAACUCUGCAUCAUUACAGUGCAGAGGACCCUUGUCGACUUCCAGCCCCCUGCCUUCCAUUCUCUCACCCAACCGGACAGCGCUAUGAAAGCUGCCCGUCUCUCUUCCUGCACGACGUGCCACCCUACCCCAGUACAGUCGGCAUGGGGGGGCCCACGCCGAUGGGGUGGGGGGGAAGCGACUCCGUCAGGAUCCUGGCCAGGCGCGUAACGGCGGAAGGAAAAGUCCAGUACCUCGUGGAAUGGGGAAAUGUGAGCGUGUACUGAGAACCCGUGUGCGACAGAGAAAAAGGAAAGGGCUAGAGACAUCCAGAAGCAUCAUUAGGGUUUGCAUGGUUACGAGCAGAGGUGCGAAAGCAUCAAUGAACAGGUGGGUGUUCUGCGGCCGGGAGAAGAAAACACAUCCAGCAAAUCCAGGUUGAGCUACACAGCAGCAUCACUCUGAGAUUACACUGUUAAAUCUCUCACACUUUCUUUUACAGUGUCUCCUAUAUUUUGAAUACUGUUAGAAAACGCCUUUAGAAUGCCUUGAACUUUAUUAUUAUGAUUUGUAUUGUAUAAGCUAUUCAUCAGGAUCACUUGUUGUUCAUGUACACAUAGCAGUCAGAAAUUUCAGGAGAGCUUCAUCAUGCGGUCACAUCAAUAAUUGUAAUAUUUUAAUGACAGGGAAAUAGUAAUUAAAGAACUAUUCCAGGUUUAGGCCAGGUUAUACUCAGUAGACGCAAUUAUGGCAUAUUGUUAAUUACUAAAAAAUUAUUUCUACUUCUAAAAAAUGUGGGUUUGACUUUAAAUAGAAGUAAAGGGGGCCAAUCUGUUAAUGUUUCAAUGCUAGUAGUUUGCAGAUUCAUGUUCUACAAACUGACCCUGUUAAUUAAAUUGUAAAUUCUUCAAAAUAAUCUUGAUAUUUGCACAUUUAUUUGUUAAUUUAAGAAAAUGAGGGAUUAACAUUAUGCUACAAAUGCCGUUGAACUUUUACAGAACCCUGGAAUAUUCCUUCAGUAGCAAGCAGGCAAGAAACUUUUCAUGAUGGGUGGCAAACAGAACAUCCAGAACGCAGCUAAUACCCAUUUUUAAACAUCACGACAUCAUUUUUAAGUAAUAAUGAAAAAUUAUAAUAGUUUCUCAGCAUAUGCUAUUCAGAGGAGGAUUUAAAUAAAUAUCAGACUGUUCUAAAAUCUCUGAACCAUGUUAAAAUCACUAAAUUAUGGAAGCCUAUUUCUGACACAUAAGAAAAAAAGUGCUUUGGUAUUUCAAAGUUAUGAAAUCAAAAGUCAAAUUGUAAUUGUGAUAUAAAUUAUCAUAUUUCUGAGAUGUAAUAAUUAUGACAUACUGUGAUGACUAUGAUGACCUAGUCAUAAUUGACAAAAAGUACAAAUUAUGAGAUAAUCAUGGUCAUAAUUAUGGCAAAAGUCAUAGUUAUCACAUAUAAAGUCAA